Molecule: messenger RNA, 3563 nt
Organism: Coniophora puteana RWD-64-598 SS2
Lineage: Eukaryota; Fungi; Basidiomycota; Agaricomycetes; Boletales; Coniophoraceae
Exons: 8
Coding region: 1-3066 (1021 amino acids)
Biological process (GO): division septum assembly
Cellular component (GO): division septum
Source: RefSeq, a predicted model, not a curated record
AUGUCCCAGGUCAAAAUCGAACUGCAAGCACCCCCAAAUGCCGACUACGUCGUCGGCUAUCCCGGAAUACCAGCCGGCACCCAAGACCGACCCCAGUCAGCCGUAAAAGGCACCGUCGAAAUCCGCUCAGGUCCGCAAGGCGUCAAGGCCAAAUGGGUCCGUAUAGAGCUCAAGAAGAUCGAGAGUCUCCCCGGCGGUGGCCAAGCCAAUUCCUAUUUCGACUUUGUCGGCUCGAGCCCUAUCAACCUGUGGCAGUCAAACGAGGAGUACAGCAUUCUCAACAGCCAAUUGUUCCAGUUCUACAUCCGCGUACCAGAGUCAAUACCCCCUAGUAUAUCGUUGGAACGGAAUGCUGGCAUCCGAUACGAGUUGGUUGCUACUGUCUGCACACUGGGGAAGAAGGGAUGGUUCCUACGCCGAAGAAAGACAAACGUCUCAUCCGCAGCAACGACCAUCAACAUCGACAAGCACGAGCUACACUCCACCUGGCCCGUCUACGCCCAGCCCGAGACCCGCCAGAUAGCGCAGGAGGGGCUGCAGCUCAUCGUCGAGCGCUCACGCACAUGUUUCGGGCCCGGCGACCGCGUCCAGGUCGCCGCAACGCUCAAGUCGGAGAGUAUGCACACCCUCGUCCUGCGUGGGUUCGAGUUCAUCCUCCGGGAAACCGUCUCCUUCCGCGCGGGGCCCUACGCCAAGCGCAACGGCCCUCAGGUCCAGACCAACCACAUUGACGAGCAGAAGGUGCCCCUCAACACUACCCUAUACCCCGGCAGCCAGCACAAGGCGGAGCUCGUGUGCCACGUUCCGGAGGUACACACGAACUGCACGGUCAACGCGGCGAGGCACAUUGAUAUCACGUACAUGAUCGUGGUGAAGGCGACGUUCACGAGCGGGCGGGAUAUCUCAAUGGAGCUUCCGAUAAUGGUAACGAACUGGCCGAGAAAUGUGUCGGAGGAGGCGAUGAGGCGUAUCGGCAGUGCACCCAGUCUAUGCGUGCAGCCCCCCGGGAGCACCACGCCCUCUCAGGGCACGCCUCAAGCCAACGCGCGCCCAGGUACCGGUCACUCGCAUGGCUCGUCUGUGGAUCAUGCCAUCCGACGCCCGGGAGGACCUGGCCAAUUCAACACGACCCCAAACGUCCGUCAGAGCGCAUACGAAACCGACGAGCUUGGCGAGCUCAACUAUCCGGCGCGCAAGCAGGCUGCCACCUACAACGGCACUUCCCAGGCAUAUUCGCCCUCGGACCGCAGACCCGGUACCGCCGAGUCGGCUCGUUCGCGCAGGAAUCAGAGCUUGACUGCGUCGAUCAACAACAACAGUCGCACCGUCACCAAUGCAAGCGAACAGGACGAAGACCUGCGCAGGCCUGGAACAGGACAAACUGUGCCGCCUGGUCCUACGCGUAGCCCGCCUGUUAACGGGCAAUGGGUAAGCGCCGAGGACGAGAAGAGGCAGCAGGAGUUGUACAUGGAGGCCAUGGAGCGCGUGAAGAGGGUCCAGGGCGGCAGUGGAGGAGGUGGUGAUAGCAGCGCUGGUCAUGGAAGUGGUGGUCUUAGCACUGGUGGGCGGAGCCCCUCGGGGAGCUCGAACUGGCCGUCGGCAGAGCAGGAGAAGGUCCGGAUGUACGAGAAGGCGCAGGCGCUCGCGAAGCAGACUCAGGCGAGCGGUGGGCACUCCCCACCUCCCGGUACCCGUCCCGGGAUGAACGGGAUGGGCAGCGGGGGAUCAGCAUUCGGCGCCUCCUCGGCGGGUGCCGCUCUGUACCAGCAGGCCGUCUCAUCUAUGGGUAACCGUGGCGGAUCCAGUGGGUCCAGAGGCGACUCACCGCAGCGGCAAAACUCGCCCAGCCGCGGUGCAGGUCCCGUGCCACACUAUCUCACCGCCGCGGAGGAGAAGGCCGCACUGGAGCGGUACAACCAGGCGAAGAUCGCUGUAGAUCGUAGCCAGCACACCAACUACGCGUCCACCGAAGGGAUUGCGUCUCCCCCAAUUGCUGGUGGACCCAGUAGCGGAUCCCCGCAGCCUCAGCUUGGACGUAGCGGUUCCGCGGUCCCGCAUUUCGUCACUGCUGCCGAAGAGAAGGCCGCGCUGGAGCGAUACAACCAGGCGAAGCUCGCGGUGGACCGGAACCAGAACGCCGGCUACACGUCCAACGAGGCUAUUUCGUCUGGCCCGAUCUCGUACGACGCAUUGUACCCAUCCAGCGGGUCGGCGUCUGGCGCUGGGCAAGAACAAGGGCCGAAUGAUCCUCCGCCGUUCGAUGGACCAUCACAGCCGCAGUACAUGAACGAGAAGGAGAGGCUCCGGAUGGCAUACGAGCAGCAAGAUGCUGCUGCCGUUGCUCAGCAGCAACAGUCGUCUUCGGCGCCUAUGUAUACCCCGCCCGCGCCUGGGCCUGCUGAACCGCAACCCGUGCCGGCGAACGUUGCGCUGGCCGAGAAGGAGUUGUUGAGGAGGAGGUAUGAGGAGCAGGACGCGGCUGCGGCUGCUGCGGCUCAGCAACAGCAGCUACCUCGCGGGCCGCCGCCCCAGCCUCCACCGCCGCGGAGCCGAUCGCAACCCAUACCGCCUGGCCAGGGUCCGUCACCAGGAGGUGCCCCUUCGCGGCCGCUGACAGCAGCAGAGGAGAAAGCAUUGCUCCGCGCGCGGUACGAGGCUGAAGAGCGGGGUAGCGCGCCAUCGGCGUCCAACGGCGCAGGCGUGGAAAUGGGUAUGGGCAUGGGCAUGAUGUCGCCCCCUCUCGGCCCUCCCCCGCCCGCGCAGGAGACGGCUUACGGCUUCACGCAUCCAUUCGCGGUGUCCCAGCAGGACCAGCAGGGUCUGCCGGCGCCUCCGCCGCUCGCACCGCGUCCGCCUGCGUCGUAUAUCCAGGCGACGCGCGAAGAGGACGAGCGCGUGCGGUCGUACUAUGAUGGCGAGGGCGCGCAUCCGUAUAGCGCUGCGAAUGCGGCUCCGCCUGGUGGCCGGGCGAAUGGGAACGGAAAUGCUGGGGGGUUGCUGGAUAUGAGGCCGUUUUCGCCGUUUUCUAUGGGUCUGAACGGGGACGACAAGGGGCGGCCGGCGUAAGGCUGUCGUCUCUUGACGUCCUCUGAUUUAUCUUUUAACCUGUUCUAUCUCGCCGCCUGGUUGAUGAGCUCGAUGCUUGCUUACUUUUAUCUUUUUUGCUCCCAUUUGUCUGGCACAUUCACAUCCACUAUGCUACUUCUAAUCCGUUGUGAAGUACACUAUACUCCGUUUUAUAUCACCAUUACCCCCCUGCGCUCGUUGUUCAUACUGAUCUGCACAUCGGUAACUUAUUACUCUCUUGUUUGUUCUGUCUUGUUUUUCUGCCUUGCUGGUAUAUUCGAGCUGCUUCCUACCAUAUACAUUCCUUUGGUCUUUUCUUCAUUUAGCUCUAUCUGCUUCAUAGUCUCAAUCUAUGGUUUUUGCUUAUCGCUAUCACGGUGCGCCGACAUGGGAACUUGUGCGCAAGUUUGGACGGAGAUUGUCAAUAAUAGGCAGGAGUCGGAAGUUCAGAAGGCCGCGUCAAAACCUUGUCUUGAUUAACUCUCUAGAUUGUUCUG